AUGUCAUCAACCGACUCGUCAGGCCCGCUCUUCAGCUCCGACCUCAUCUCCCCCGAAGUCCUCAAGGCGCUGCCCGAAGGCUACAGCUGCCGCCCAUUGGAGAAGAAGGACUAUGCGAAUGGUUUCCUCGAUGUAUUAAGGGUGCUCACUACCGUUGGCGACAUCACCGAAGAGCAAUGGAACGAGCGCUACGACUGGAUGGCCAAACGAAACAACGAAUACUACCUCCUCUGCAUCACCGACUCGUCCUCUGCCAUCGUCGGCACCGGCGCCCUCCUCGUCGAGCGCAAAUUCAUCCACCAACUCGGUCUCGUCGGCCAUAUUGAAGACAUCGCCGUGGCCAAGGACCAGCAGGGGAAGAAGCUGGGGCUGCGCAUCAUUCAGGCGCUCGACUUUGUGGCGGAGAAGGUGGGCUGCUAUAAGACGAUUUUGGACUGCUCUGAGGCGAAUGAGGGGUUCUAUGUCAAGUGUGGGUUUAAGAGGGCUGGGUUGGAGAUGGCGCAUUAUUAUGGGCGGUGA
Molecule: messenger RNA, 519 nt
Organism: Plenodomus lingam JN3
Lineage: Eukaryota; Fungi; Ascomycota; Dothideomycetes; Pleosporales; Leptosphaeriaceae
Biological process (GO): UDP-N-acetylglucosamine biosynthetic process
Cellular component (GO): endoplasmic reticulum-Golgi intermediate compartment; Golgi apparatus; endoplasmic reticulum
Molecular function (GO): glucosamine 6-phosphate N-acetyltransferase activity; monosaccharide binding
Source: RefSeq, a predicted model, not a curated record